AUGGUUUCUCCAAGAUCAAUCCUCAAAUAUUUCCUUGCUGUUGCACAAGAAGAAGGUGUUGGUGCAAAAGUUAGAAGAUCAAUAGGUACGAUGCAAGUUCGUAAUUUCACACCUUUCUUAAUGUUGGAUCAUUUCAACGUUUCACCUCCAGCUGGGUUCCCAGAUCAUCCUCAUCAUGGUCAAGAAACAAUCACUUAUCUAAUCAGUGGGAAAUUCGCCCAUGAAGAUUUCACUGGUUCCAAGGGGAUUUUAAACCCAGGUGAUUUACAAUUCAUGACUGCUGGUAAAGGUAUUGUGCAUAGUGAAAUCCCUGUUGCUGCUGAAGAUGGUAAACCUGUCACUGGUAUGCAACUAUGGGUUGAUCUACCAAAAGAAUUGAAGAAUUGUGAACCUCGUUAUAGAGAUUUAAGAGCUAAAGAGAUCCCUGUUGUUAAACCAAAUGAUAAAGUUACUGUUAAAGUCAUUAGUGGGAAAUCUUAUGGUACUGAAUCUGUUAAAGAAUUAGCUUAUACUCCAAUUGAUUAUUAUGAUUUUGAAGUUGCUCCAGGUGGUGAGUUCCAACAAGAAUUCCCAAAGGAUUUCAAUGUGUUUUUAUAUGUUAUGGAUGGUAGUAUCUCUAUAAAUGAUACUCCAAUUAAACAAUACAAUGCAGUGUUUUUCAACACUGAUGGUGAUGGAGUUGUUGGUAAAGUUCCAGCAGAUGCUAAAGAAACUGCAAGAUUUGUUAUAAUUGGUGGUCAAAAAUUAGAUCAACCAAUUGUUCAACAUGGUCCAUUUGUGGAAACUUCUCGUGAAAAGAUGUAUGAAGUAUUUAUGAAUUAUCAAACUGGUCAAAAUGGGUUUGAAAGAGCUAGAGGAUUCGCAUCUAGUAUUGCUAGUGGUGUUAAAGAAGAAGAUUUAGUUAAUGUUUUGACACAUAUAUUUUUUUUUGGGUAG
This is a messenger RNA of Hansenula anomala, 936 nucleotides long. RefSeq names its product pirin family protein. Lineage: Eukaryota; Fungi; Ascomycota; Saccharomycetes; Phaffomycetales; Wickerhamomycetaceae. The record is from RefSeq and is a predicted model, not a curated record. The transcript has 2 exons. Bases 1 to 936 code for a protein of 311 amino acids.